CACAAUGCAGAACCUUGUGCUGAUCCUUGGGAUCGUGCUGCUCCCUAGAGCCUGUGCCUUGAAAUGUUACGAAUGCAUACCGGACCUCUCUGGAAGCUGCGCUCAGACAACAAAAGAAUGUCCUUCCAACACUCAGUGUGGAUCAGUAAGAGUGACUUCAUAUGCAGGUGGUUCAAAACUGGUUGAUAUUAAAGCGAAAAGUUGUGCUGCGGCUGAGGAGUGUGUUCAGGCCUCAAUCAACUUUGGAGUUUCUCAAACUCUACUGACCAGCAAGUGUUGCACCUCUGAUCUUUGCAACUCUCAAGAUGCCCCUGAGGGCAGCAUCUCAUCUCCAAAUGGGAAAAAGUGCUUCCAAUGUGAUGGAAACGAUUGCACAAAAACUCUAAAUUGCAAUGGAGAUGAGGACCACUGCAUCUCAACAAGAGUGACUUCAGGAGGGCAAAAGGUGACUGUAAAGGGCUGCGCCUCCAAGGUGGUUUGCUCAAGCACACAAUCUGCACAGAUUGCAGGAAUCAUAGGAACAGAAAUCAGCUGCUGCCAGGGUGACCUCUGCAACAGUGCCAUCAGUACAACUGCUGGCCUUCUGCUCUUUGUGACACCGCUGAUCUCUCUGGUCUUGUUCUCUUAGCUGAUGGAAACAACAACAUCACAGCCGAGCUUUUCUUAUGACUGUCACAAUGUUGCCUCUCAUUUCACCAGAGCUUAAAAAAUAACUACAUUUUUGUAACUAAACAUAAUUUUUGGUUUGUGGAGAAAAUAAAUGAAUACAUUUCUUAAA
Messenger RNA from Maylandia zebra (zebra mbuna), 778 nucleotides. Its product is annotated as urokinase plasminogen activator surface receptor. The record is from RefSeq and is a predicted model, not a curated record. Lineage: Eukaryota; Metazoa; Chordata; Actinopteri; Cichliformes; Cichlidae.